Amphimedon queenslandica is the source of this 978-nucleotide messenger RNA. RefSeq names its product countin-3-like. The transcript is spliced from 7 exons. The record is from RefSeq and is a predicted model, not a curated record. NCBI's taxonomy places the organism in Eukaryota, Metazoa, Porifera, Demospongiae, Haplosclerida, Niphatidae. Bases 93 to 857 code for a protein of 254 amino acids.
GUGACCUUCUUUUACAGGUGCUAGACUAAUUCGGCCAUUGGCAUUGCCUUUUGUCACUUUUGUGUUAUCAGCAAUCUCCUUUGUCUUUCAUUAUGAAGUUUGCCAUCGUUUUGACUUUCCUUUUCUUGGGACAGUCAUUUGCAGCUGCUCCCACUCACCAUUUUGCGAACAAGAAACUCCUUCACUUGAGCCACAGCCCGCAGCCCACUGCAGACUAUAGAUUGUGUGGUGCGUGUAUAGAAUUUGCUGAGCAAUUCAUCAACCAGCUCUUGAAUAUCAUACUAAAUGCUGGUGUUGUUGGAGGUUGUGCUGAAUUAUGUGGAAUGUUACCAGCUAGCAAUACAGAGAAGGAAGUCUGUGCUAUACUCUGUGACAUUGUUGGCAUCAGAGAAUUCAUUAAGAUUAUCGAGGAAGCUGAUCUUGAUCCCAUUUACUAUUGCGAGCUACUGACUGUCUGCGAGAUCAAAGAUGACGGUGAUGCUACCAUUACUAACUUGACUGUCAUCCCAAACAAAGUUGUUAAAGGUAGUACUUUUGAGAUCUCCUUCUCAUUCAUAACAAAGAAUGGAACUGGGACUGGAGAAAUGGCUCUUGAAAUUCGUACUCAAGAUGGCAUCCCCCUGGGAGAAAAUACAAUAUUGAAGCCGGUACCAGCUGGUCAAACAGUCAAUGGUGGUGGUAAAGUUACAGCUGCUCCUGAUCCUAACUGUGAUCCAACACAGAACAUGUGUGAGAUGUGGUUGCCUGGAAAUUACAGUGUUAUUCUUGCCGUUUGCAAUGGUGAGUGUGGCAGUAAGCACCCACAUAGUCAAGUAUAUGACGAGAAGACAACUGACUUCAAUGUUGUUGAGAACUAGAUGUGCUACAAUGGUAGCACUACCUUACUUAAGCUGAAGACAAUUUGUUUACCCACUUUUGUUGAACGUUGUUGCUUUUGUUGAUCCCUUUUGUCUUAUAUUUUAAGUAAUUUGAGAUGCA